AUGAGAAAAGAGAGGCUGGACGAUGGACCGGGGAGGUUGCGGUUGGCUUCUUCUUCGCUGGCCGUCGUAGCGUCCUGCCGCCCUAGCAGCACCGUCCACGAGGGUCCUCCGCUCUGCAUGGAGGCAGCCUCCGCUGGUUAGAUAGUUGAUUCGUUCGACAGAACAUUAACGGGAGGAUCCCAACGAUUUCGAGGGGAAGAGCUCACCAGGACGACGCCGUCCCUGGUGGCGAGGGCCAGGACGUCGGCGCACGACACGGUGCCGUUGCACGACGCCUCGACGGCGGACUUGAUGGCCUCGAUGACGUCCAAGGCUUGAAGGUUUCUGUUCGCCCGGGCAGUCUGCUCGCCUCCGGCGUCGACAAGGAGCACCGACGCGUCGCAGCCCUGCAGGAUCACACGUGCGGCGGCAUUAGAACCAUUGCGGCGGUGCGGUGAGGUGCCGGCUCUGUCAUCUGCAAGAGUUUGUGCGUGAGGUUACUUGGACGAAGCAGUCGUGAAAAAAGAGGCGGAGCAGGGAGGCGGGCGUGCGGGAGUUGCUCCUGA
Messenger RNA from Spirodela intermedia, 545 nucleotides. Lineage: Eukaryota; Viridiplantae; Streptophyta; Magnoliopsida; Alismatales; Araceae. The record is from the annotation of a GenBank genome assembly.